ACAAAGGGUAAGAGUAAAAUACAGACAUUCAAAUCCAUAUUUGAUUGAUGAGUGAAAAUAUUCACACCAGCUCAGGUAAGAGGCACACCACAGUGUCAAACUCAAUCACCCACUCCAAAUUUCCAGAACCCACAAAAUAUCUUUCGAGUUUGAGAGUAAAGUUUUCAUCUUUGGUUUAUGUUAUCCACCAAGCUAACACACAUCAUCAUCAUCCUUUCUUCCCUCCCCAAACAACUUUCAAAUCAUCACUACUUCUCAACGGCUACUUUCCACUCCUCCCCACUCUCUUCCCUCCCACCACGCCCUUCUCUCAGCCAAACCAAGCAAGUCCAUGCUCUCAUCAUCACCUUCGGUCUCUCCGCCCAAACCCAUCUCAUGGGUCACCUCAUUGCCGCCUUGGCUCUCUCCCCAUCAUCAUCAUCAUCAUCAUCAUCCCCAAUUGUGUAUCCUCGCUCCAUCUUUCAAUCAAUCCAAAACCCAACUGUUUUCACCUCCAACAACAUGAUUCGAUGCUUCGCCAAGAGCGAUUCGCCUCGUGAAUCGGUUGUUCUCUACGCCUCUAUGCGCCGAAGUGAUUUAAAGCCCAAUAACUACACUUUUCCUUUUGUUUUACAGGCUUGUAGUAAGGCUUUGGCGUUGUUUGAAGGGACUCAGGUCCAUGCCCAUGUUGUAAAACUUGGUUUUGGUGAAGAUGUUUAUGUUAGAAAUUCUUUGAUUCACUUGUACAGUGCUUGUUGUAGGGUUGAGUGUUCAAAGAAGGUGUUUGAUGAAUGUCCUCAAUGGCGUGAUGUUGUUACUUGGAAUGCGAUGUUGGGGGGUUAUGUAAAACAUGGGCAGACUGGAGUUGUGGAGAAGCUGUUCGGUGAAAUGCCUGAAAGAGAUGUUAUAUCAUGGAGUUUAAAGAUAAUGGGUUAUGUACAAAACGGGCAAUUGGAAGAAGGGUUAGAGUGUUUUAGAGAGAUGCGAGAGAAAGGGUUGAUUCCGAAUGAGGCUAUAUUGGUUACAGUGCUGUCAGCAUCGGCCCAAUUGGGUUUGCUUGAUCAGGGCCGAUUAAUUCAUUCCAUUAUUAGCUCUUUCAAUUUUCCAAUCAGUAUUCCCAUUGGUACAGGUCUCAUCGAUAUGUAUGCAAAAUGUGGGUGUAUUGAGCUGGCUAGAGUUGCCUUUAACCAAAUGCCUCAAAAAGAAGUUUGUUCAUGGAACGCUAUGAUUUGUGGGUUGGCCACACAUGGACUUGGGAAGGAAUCUCUUGUGCUCUUUGAAAGGUUCAUAAUGGAAGGUUUCCAUCCCGUGAAUGUGACUUUCAUUGGGGUCUUGAAUGCUUGUAGUAGGGCAGGCUUGGUCAACGAGGGCCGGCAUUAUUUUAAGAUAAUGACUGAGAAGUAUGCCAUUGAGCCAGAAAUGGAGCAUUAUGGUUGUAUGGUUGAUCUCUUGGGUCGUGCUGGACUAGUAGUUGAAGCCAUUGAAUUGAUUGAGAAGAUGUCAGAUCAACCAGACCCGGUUUUAUGGGCUACACUACUUGGUGCAUGCAAGAUUCAUGGGUUAGUGGAAUUAGGUGAAAAGAUGGGGAACAAACUAAUCCAAUUGGAUCCAACCCAUGAUGGACAUUAUGUACAAUUAUCUGGUAUUUAUGCCAAAGCGAGGAAAUGGGAAGAUGUAGUGAGAAUUAGAAGAUUGAUGGUUGACCGAAAAGCUAACAAGGUUGCUGGUUGGAGCUUGAUUGAAGCACAAGGAAGACUUCAUCAGUUUGUUGCAGCGGAUAGAGAGCAUGAAAGGUCUUCAGAGAUUUACAAGAUGCUUGAAAUAAUUGGAACACGAAUAGGAGAGGCUGGCUACGUUCCCAAUGUUUCGCCAAUUCUGCAUGAUAUAGGAGAGGAAGAAAAGGAGAAUGCAAUCAAGGAGCACAGUGAGAGGUUGGCAAUGGCUUUCGGUUUUUUGGUUACAGGUUCUGGGGAUUGCAUUCGAAUUGUGAAGAACUUGAGAGUUUGUGGAGAUUGCCAUGACUUUAGCAAGGCCGUAUCAAAAGUGUUCAAGAGGGAGAUAAUCGUGAGGGAUGGGAGCAGAUUUCAUCAUUUUAAGGACGGAAAGUGUUCCUGCCUUGAUUAUUGGUAGAAAUUUUAUUCCCUAUUCUUCAAGGGAAACAGUGUGACUUGCCAAAAUGAAGAAAAAGAAGAGAAUGUGAUCAAAGAUUGAUGCCCAUCCUUUGGAUUCAGACACAAUAUCUGUGCAUGGUUAAAUAAAGGGCAAUCACAUUGCAAGAGGCUUCUGCCACUAUGGUAUUUGGGAAUGGUUGGAUGUGCACAACCUUACUCUUGUUCAUAGGGAGGGUGUUUCUGGUUUGAACUUGUGACACCUAAGUCACAAUGCAGCAACCUUACCAUUGUGCCAAGGCCCGCCCUCGUCUGUGCACUAUUAAAUAAGUUAAAAAAAUCGUUGUUAGUUCUCUGGUGUGGAUGGUAACUUUGGCCUCCCAAAAGGAGUAGAUGGUGACAUUGGACUCCUUUUAAUCCUACCCUCCAUGUAUUUGUUUAGCAUAAUUUGUUCCUUGAUUUAUUCCCAGUUUUCUGGGUUGACAAGAAAGCUAAUUAUUCUAUUUCAGGAGGAAUAUCUCAAGAAAGCGAGUUUAUUAUUGCUUGAUCUGCCCUUCCUCCAAUUGAAAUUUGAUGGUUCAUACAAAUCAGAUUGUAAUUUGCACGAGGGAGCAGCACCAUCUAAUCUUGGGGAAAAGCUCCAUUAUGAUGUCAUCUUGUCCUUGGGGAAAGGGUUCCUAUGUGAUCCCCAGACCCAAGUUAAUAGUAUGAGAUUUUCUGUCUUUAAAAUUUAUCUUAAUUCACUUCUAGAUCUAUAAUUGUGUUUUGAGAUUCCUAUCCUAUCAUAUCGUGCAAUGAGAAGUGCAUUAAGAAUAGAAAACAUAGAUUUUAGGGCGAAGGAUCUCCCAUCAAAAUCAAUUGUAUCGUUGAUUAAAUGCAUUAGCACAAUUGGAAUUUUCUCCAAGACAAUGAUCCUGGUCUGACUUUAUGUCGUAGUUUUUAUUCUCAUUUUAUA
Molecule: messenger RNA, 3042 nt
Organism: Camellia sinensis
Lineage: Eukaryota; Viridiplantae; Streptophyta; Magnoliopsida; Ericales; Theaceae
Product: pentatricopeptide repeat-containing protein At3g62890
Biological process (GO): RNA modification
Molecular function (GO): zinc ion binding; RNA binding; protein binding
Source: RefSeq, a predicted model, not a curated record